AUGGACCUCAUGAACCGAGUUUGCAAGUCUAUGUUGGAUAAGUCAGUAAUCGUUUUUAUCGACGACAUUCUAGUGUAUUCGAAAAGUGAGGUGGAUCACGUGCAUCAUUUACAGGAGGUGUUUGAGACACUCAGACGAGAAAGAUUGUAUGCGAAAUUUUUGAAGUGUGCCUUUUGGUUACGUGAGGUACAAUUCCUCGGCCAUAUCAUAAGUGCCGAUGGAAUAUUGGUAGAUCCGUCAAAGAUAGAAGCCAUGACGAAAUGGAGCCCUCCGAAGAAUCCUUCGGAAAUCAGAAGUUUCUUAGGGCUUGCGGGCUACUACAAGAGAUUCAUUCAGGAUUUCUCCAAGAUUGCUUCACCGCUAACUAAAUUAACCCGGAAGGAGGAAAGAUUCAUAUAG
Molecule: messenger RNA, 399 nt
Organism: Helianthus annuus (common sunflower)
Lineage: Eukaryota; Viridiplantae; Streptophyta; Magnoliopsida; Asterales; Asteraceae
Exons: 1
Coding region: 1-399 (132 amino acids)
Source: RefSeq, a predicted model, not a curated record